Messenger RNA from Naegleria lovaniensis, 1533 nucleotides. RefSeq lists its product as uncharacterized. Bases 1 to 1533 code for a protein of 510 amino acids. Gene Ontology annotation, biological process: L-glutamate catabolic process. The transcript has 2 exons. NCBI's taxonomy places the organism in Eukaryota, Heterolobosea, Eutetramitea, Acrasida, Naegleriidae. Gene Ontology annotation, cellular component: mitochondrion. The record is from RefSeq and is a predicted model, not a curated record. Gene Ontology annotation, molecular function: L-glutamate dehydrogenase (NAD+) activity.
AUGCUCAAGAACGCUGCUUCCAAGCUGUUGCAACUCAACAAUAGAUCAUCAUCGGCCGUAGCCAAGAGAUGUUUCUCCACAAGUGCUAUCCGUUCAUCUGCCAGUGAUGAUUCCAAUGAACCAAAAUUCUUGGAACAAGUAGAGUUGUACUUUGAUAAGGCUGCUAACUCAACUCUCCAUGAACCUGGUCUUUUGCAAUUCAUCAAGGAGGUGGAUAGCGUCUAUGAAUUCAUCAUCCCUCAUGAGAGAAUUGAUAAGAACGGUAGAAAGGUCGUGGAAACUAUCCGUGCAUACAGAGCUCAACACUCUCACCACAGACUCCCAACCAAGGGUGGUAUCCGUUACGAUAAGAUGGUCAACAGAAAUGAAGUGAUGGCUUUGGCUUCCUUGAUGACUUUCAAGUGUGCUUGUGUUGAUGUUCCAUUCGGUGGUGCAAAGGGAGGUAUCUGUAUUGAUCCUUCUGCUCACACUGUUGAGGAAAUUGAGAGAGUUACUCGUCGUUUCGCUGCUGAAUUGAUUCAACGUGGUGUGAUUGGUCCUGCUAUCGAUGUUCCUGCUCCAGACUAUGGUACUGGUCCAAGAGAAAUGUCAUGGAUUGCUCACACUUAUCAAACCUUCCAUCCAAAUGAUAUCAAUGCUUUUGGUGUUGUUACUGGUAAGCCUGUUUCACAAAACGGUAUCAGAGGUAGAGCAGAGGCUACUGGUUUGGGUGUCUUUUACUCGGUUCGUGAGGCUUGCUCCGAUGCUGAUUUGAUGAAGAGUGUUGGUUUGAAGACUGGUAUUGAAGGAAAGAGAGUUGUUGUUCAAGGUUUGGGUAACGUUGGUUAUCAUGCUGCCAAAUUCUUUGAAGAGAAUGGAGCCAUCAUUGUUGGUAUUGGUGAAAGAGAUGGUGCAGUCUAUGAUCCUAAUGGUUUGGACGUGACUGAUGUCAAGACCUAUGUCCAAGCUAAGAAGACCAUCUUGGGUUAUCCUCGUUGCAAGACUGUCAUUGAAAAUGCUACACAAAUCUUGGAAUGUGAUUGUGAUAUUUUGAUUCCUGCUGCUUUGGAAGGUCAAAUUUCAUUGAAGAAUGCUCACAAGAUUCAAGCCAAGAUUAUUGCUGAAGGUGCCAACGGUCCAACUACUCCAGGUGCUUCCGAAAUUUUGGAAAAGCAAGGUGUCAUUAUCAUUCCAGACUUGUUCUGUAAUGCUGGUGGUGUUACUGUUUCAUACUUUGAAUGGUUGAAGAACUUGGGUCACGUUCAAUUCGGUCGUUUGACAAAGAAGGCUGAAGAGAAGGGCAAGAAGGACAUGGUUCGUCAUUUGCAAUUGUUGACUGGUCGUGAAUUGAAGGAAUCCGAAUAUCAAGCACUCACUCAUGGUUCAUCCGAGAGAGACUUUGUUUACUCUGGUUUGGAAGGAACUGUCCAUGAAGCUUGGCAAACAAUCAUCAAGACUUCUCGUGAGAAGAAUGUCAAUCUCCGUACUGCUGCCUAUGUCAGUGCUAUUGACAAGAUUACUCUCUCCUACAAUGAAUUGGGUAUCUGGCCUUAA